GUCGGUCCGGUUGUUCGGCCCCGUGGCAACGGCAGCAUCGGCCGGGAACGGCUGCGUCCGCCUGUAGUGUGUGCGUUUAUUGGAAAAUAGUGCCGGAAACGGAGCCAGCUUCCUGCCAGCACCGGAACGGGGGGCCCUGAUGGGCCAGAGCACUAGCAUGUGUCGUUUCAAUGGUUGUCGUUACAAGCGAAACAAGCAAGGACUGCACUUGCGCAGCAUAGAGGAGCCCCAGAGCAGAAUGCCCACCGAGCAGGGGGGCACAGUGGGGCUCGAUGCUACGUUGGGCUCUCGUGCUGGUGUCCCCCUGCCGCUACAGCUACCGCCACACAGCAACCUCCACCACCAUCACCCGCACCACAACCUCCACCACAGCCAUCAUGCUAAUAGCAGCAGCAGUAGUAGCAGUCAUCAUGCCCACAACACCUCCAACCAUCACCAUCACCACCAUCAUCAUCACCAUCAGCAGCAGCAGCAACAGCAGACAGGCAUGCAGGGCAGUGCUAUGGGAAGUAGUAGCGCCGGAGGAGGCGCAUCGGGAGCGGCUUCACAGCAAGGUGGAAGCGGUAGCGGUGGCUAUGAUGCCGAGUUUGCCCGCAUGGAGUCGUGGCUGGACGAGAAUCCCGAAUUCGUGCAGGAUUACUUCAUUCGUAAGGCAACCCGUAACAUGGUGGACGGUUGGCUCGUCUCACACGCAACACCGGUAACCACGGCGGCCAACAGUGUGGAUUCUCCGACACAUGGCCCCAAUCAACCGAGCUCGUCACGCGGCGGUUCUGGCGCGACAACACCCGUCAGAAAAAUAUCCGCACACGAGUUUGAACGGGGUGGACUACUAAAACCUAUCGUGAACACCAUCGACGGCACACCGACGUUCCUGAGCAUAAGUCCACAAAAUGAAUCCUCAGCUUCGGGCAGUACACAGUGCUGUCCGAAUGGUGUCGCGUACUGUGGCGCUAACCUCCGACCCCUACGGUUAUCCCGCAACGAGCUCAAACAACUCGAUGAACGAGAGCUCGUAUUCGAACUGGUGAAGGACAUUUGCAACGAUCUCGACGUACGCUCGCUGUGUCACAAAAUCCUGCAAAAUGUGUCAAUUCUGCUGAAUGCCGAUCGUGGCUCACUGUUCCUGGUGCAGGGCAAGAGUACCUGCGGUGGCGACAAUACCAAAAAAUGCUUAGUAUCGAAACUGUUCGAUGUGUGCUCUAACAGCACACUCGAGGAGAUGGAACAGCAGGACGAGGUAAAGGUGGCCUGGGGCACCGGGAUCGCUGGACACGUUGCGGAAAGUGGUGAACCUGUAAAUAUACCGGAUGCUUACCAGGAUGAACGCUUCAACCGGGAAAUCGAUGUACAAACUGGCUACCGUACAAAGGCGCUACUCUGCAUGCCAAUCAAGGAUGCGUCCGGGGACGUGGUUGGAGUCGCGCAAGUGAUAAACAAACAGGGUGAUCAGUGCUUUAGCACCGCGGAUGAGAAGAUAUUCUCGUCCUACCUGCAGUUCUGUGGUAUCGGGCUUCGGAAUGCGCAGCUGUACGAAAAGUCACAGUUGGAGGUGAAACGUAACCAGGUGCUGCUCGAUCUCGCGCGAAUGAUCUUCGAGGAGCAAAGCACCAUCGAGCAUAUGGUCUUUCGCAUUUUGACCCACAUGCAGAGCUUAAUACAAUGCCAAAGAGUGCAGAUCCUACUGGUGCACGAAGCGUCCAAGGGUAGCUUUUCGCGAGUGUUCGACUUCGAAGCCAACGAUCUCAGCGGUGAUGACGGUGAUGCUCGCACGAGCCCGUUCGAGUCCCGCUUUCCGAUCAACGUCGGAAUUACUGGCUACGUGGCAACAACUGGCGAGACUGUAAAUAUCUGCAACGCGUACGAGGACGAUCGGUUCGAUCCGAGUGUCGAUGAGGGGCUCAACUUCCGCCACAAAACCAUCCUCUGUAUGGCGAUCAAGAAUUCAUUAAGUCAAAUUAUAGGUGUAAUACAGCUGAUCAAUAAGUUCGAUGAUCUUACUUUUACCAAAAAUGAUGAGAACUUUGUCGAGGCGUUCGCAAUCUUCUGCGGCAUGGGCAUCCACAAUACGCACAUGUACGAGAAGGCAAUCAUCGCAAUGGCAAAGCAGAGUGUGACACUGGAAGUGCUAAGCUAUCAUGCCUCCGCAACUAUCGAUGAUGCGUACCGGUUACGGCAACUAAAAGUGCCAUCGUCAGCUUUUUUCAAGCUGCACGACUUCAAGUUCGACGAUCUGACCCUGGACGACGAUCACACGCUGAAAGCGUGCAUCCGAAUGUUUCUCGAUCUGGAUCUGGUCGAGCGGUUUCACAUAGAGUACGAGGUGCUGUGCCGGUGGUUGCUGAGCGUGAAAAAGAACUAUCGCAACGUGACGUACCACAACUGGCGGCACGCAUUUAACGUGACACAGAUGAUGUUUGCAAUCCUCACGUCAACCCAGUGGUGGAAAAUCUUCGGUGAAAUAGAGUGCCUUGCGCUGAUCAUAGCGUGCCUGUGCCACGAUCUGGAUCACCGUGGGACCAACAAUUCGUUCCAGAUCAAGGCAUCAUCACCGCUGGCCCAGCUCUACUCGACUUCCACCAUGGAGCACCACCACUUCGACCAGUGUCUGAUGAUCAUUAACAGUCCAGGCAACCAAAUACUGUCGAACAUGUCAUCGGAAGACUACAGUCGUGUGAUACGCGUGCUGGAAGAUGCCAUCCUCUCCACGGACCUAGCCGUUUACUUCAGAAAACGUGGAGCAUUUUUGAAUUUAGUCGAACCGACCAGUGAAAUGAGUUCCUGGCAGGCGGAAGAACCACGCUCACUGCUACGUGCGAUGAGCAUGACCGUCUGCGAUCUGUCCGCCAUCACGAAACCGUGGGAGAUCGAGAAGCGUGUCGCCGAUCUGGUCAGCUCGGAGUUCUUCGAGCAGGGUGAUAUGGAGCGGCAAGAGUUAAACAUCACACCAAUUGAUAUAAUGAAUCGAGAAAAGGAGGAUCAAUUGCCACUGAUGCAAGUUGGUUUCAUUGAUUCUAUCUGUAUUCCCAUUUACGAGGCUUUUGCAACCUUAUCGGACAAGCUGUCCCCGUUGAUCGACGGUGUUCUCGAGAACAAGAAGCACUGGAUCGAAAUGGCACAAAGUGCGAAGGAUGCGUACGCAAACAAUAAUAAUACGAGUGAAAACAAUAAUAACAACAACAACAACAACAACAGCAAGAGCCAUUGUACGGAAGACCACACGGAAGAGCACAGCCCACCCCAGCUCGGAUCGCCAGCAAUAUAGGUAGCCACGAGCCCGCCACUAACAGUUGUAGCAUACAGGAGAAGAUCGUUGGCCGAUUGGGUGUCGAUCUGGCUUCAUCGCCACCGUACGCCGACAAACCAUCGUUCCUGGUGGUCGGCCAGAAGGGAAACGGAUGGG
Messenger RNA from Anopheles maculipalpis, 3403 nucleotides. It is a transcript of the gene Pde11, whose product is annotated as dual 3',5'-cyclic-AMP and -GMP phosphodiesterase 11. Bases 140 to 3265 code for a protein of 1041 amino acids. Gene Ontology annotation, molecular function: 3',5'-cyclic-GMP phosphodiesterase activity; protein binding; 3',5'-cyclic-AMP phosphodiesterase activity. The transcript is spliced from 16 exons. Lineage: Eukaryota; Metazoa; Arthropoda; Insecta; Diptera; Culicidae. Gene Ontology annotation, biological process: signal transduction. The record is from RefSeq and is a predicted model, not a curated record.